CACACACACACACACACACACACACACACACACAGACCCUCCCCCUGCAGCAGGAAGCAAAAGCCACGCCGCACACACCGGUAGUUGCGUGUCCAUGGAGCCCGAUCAGACCUUGCGGAGUGGCGGUGCUGCUCUCCGGGGCAUGGGCGUGAGGAGCGGCGCUGGAACCGGGGCGACGACGCCCCGCCGGCGGGGGACAGCUCUCCCCGGGGCCGCCGCACUGCUCUGGCUGCUGCCGGCGCUGCUCACCUCCUGCGUCAGGUGCGCGGAAAGUGCCAAACCCAGCAACGUCGUGCUCAUCCUCGCCGACGACCAGGACGUUCAGCUGGGGGGGAUGACCCCCAUGAAGAAAACAAGAGCCUUAAUAGGAGAUGCAGGAGCAACAUUUGUGAAUGCUUUCACAGUCACGCCGCUGUGCUGCCCCAGCAGGAGCAGCAUUUUGACAGGUCAAUACCCCCACAACCACGAGGUGAGGAACAACUCUCUGUCUGGGAACUGCUCCAGUCCCCUGUGGCAGAAAGGUCCCGAAUCUGAGGCCCUGCCCUUCUACCUGAGCAAACAGAAAUACCAGACGUUCUUCGCUGGCAAAUAUCUUAACCAGUAUGGUAAGAAAGACGCAGGAGACGUCAGCCAUGUUCCUCCUGGAUGGAACCAUUGGCAUGCAUUGGUGGGGAACUCGCAGUACUACAACUACACACUGUCCGUCGACGGCAAAGAAGAAAAGCACGGCGACAGUUAUGAGAAGGACUACCUCACAGACCUCCUGUUGAACCGGUCUCUUAAAUUUCUGGAGGACAGGAGUCCCCAUCAACCCUUCUUCCUGAUGUUGUCUCCUCCGGCUCCUCACUCCCCCUGGACGGCAGCGCCUCAGUACCAGAAGGAGUUUGGUGAUGUUAAAGCUCCUCGAGACGGGAGUUUUGACAAAUUAGGGAAGGACAAGCACUGGCUGCUGCGUCAACCUGUCAACCCCAUGCCAGAGAGCUCACUGACCUUCCUGGAUAAUGCAUACAGGAGAAGGUGGCAGACUCUGUUGUCAGUGGACGACAUGGUGGAGAUGCUGGUCAAGAAACUGGAUAGUAUAAAGGAACUGGACAACACCUACAUCUUCUACACCUCAGACAACGGCUACCACACAGGUCAGUUCUCUCUGCCCAUCGAUAAGAGACAGCUGUAUGAAUUUGACAUCAGGAUCCCGCUCUUGGUCCGUGGUCCUGGCAUCAAACCAAACCAGACGCUGCAGGCUCCGGUACUGAAUAUUGACCUGGCUCCGACCAUAAUGGACAUAACUGGCCUCAACCUGUCCUCUGUGAAUGUGGAUGGGCAGUCUUUCCUCAGUCAGAUGGCUCCCUCACUGCGUAAUGGAAGUGCACGUCCCUUUUUCCUUGUCGAACACACCGGAGAGGGAAAUCCCACAACAGAUCCAGCGUGUCCCAAACUAGGCCCUGGACUAUCUCAAUGUUUCCCAGACUGUGUGUGUGAAGAUGCCUUCAACAACACCUACGCCUGCGUCCGGACCCUCGACGGCGAAAACAACCUGCAGUACUGCGAGUUUGCCGACAGCGAGUCGUUUGUAGAGGUGUACAACCUGACGUCAGACCCGUACCAGCUGGAGAACAUUGUGAAGAAGGUGGACCCAGUCAUCCUGCAGACGAUGAACCAGCGGCUCAUCGAGCUCCAGUCCUGUAAGGGGGACAGCUGCCGUGACCUCAAGUAACGGAGAGCCCACUUAGCGUUUACAUACUCCAAGAAGCUGUACACCUCUUUCUCACCAAAUCAGCUCUGGUUCUUAAACCGGUUUACAUUCAGGGUUCUUGGAACUGGAUGCUACCCAGUGAACUAGCCUGCAUAUCAACUAGUUUUGAGUGGAACCAUUGUAAUGAAGGUUCUGUCGUUAGCAGAGGCCGUUGCACAAUUUGCAAGUGCUUGUCCUUUCAUUAGAUAUACUGUGUUUGUUGGCAGACCACUGCAACCUCUUUUAUUUGCCUCCUUCAUCCUCCAUUUCCCGCCGAUGUAUGACAUGCCUACUGAUGUCAUCACGGUUCACUAUUGAAAACCUACAAUAGUUUUUUUGUUUUUUUUGCCGAAAUGCUCCAGUUCAAAAUCAGAUGUACGAAUGGGAACAAAAGUUGUUCCAUGUUGGUGGAAGAGGGAACUACUGGAAGGUGGAGCUGGUUACGUCCAGUCAAUGGCCAUUUUCACCACAAGUAUGAAAGCUGCACAGGCAUUGAUGAUGCUGGCUCACUGUUCCGCAGCCAUGGCUUCAGGGAACACUUCAAGAAGGAGUUAUGCACUUAUUUGUGUUUUUGCUGCGAGUUAGAUGAGAAGAUGGAUAAGCACAACUGGUUAGCUUAUCUUGGCAUAAAGACUGGCAAUAGAGGGAAACAGCUCUGUCCAAAGGCUCCUCUUCUACAGCUCACUGAUUAACACGCAGCAUUGUUUGUUUCAUUUGUGUGAAAAUGACUCAUAGCUGUUUUGUGAGGGCUGUGAUGAGACAUCACCAGCAAAUAACCUUUGAUUUGUUUUGACACUUUGCUUUUCUUUCUUUUCAAACCCUCAAGCAGAAAGUGAGCGAGCGUAUUGCCCUAAUAAUCUUUUUCCCUUUAAUGUUGUUAUUGCGACUGCUUCUCUCCAGUGACGAGUCAGAAUGUCUGCUGAGCUGUGAUUGAAUCCGUGCUCUCAUGCUAUUUUCUUUCAGAUAGCGUUAACUCCUUGUCCUAUUUAUUCUAUUGAAAUGACUCUAUGAUUACCAGUCAGUCCACGUGUUUCCGUUUACUGCACUAUAAAUGCACUGUUCUUUAAAGUGUUUGGAGUUCACAGUGCCAUGGUAACAUUUUACCAAUCACAGAUCAACCAACAUGUUGCCAGUGUAUGUUUUGGAGAUGUAUUGAUUUGAACAACCAAAGGUUUGCUGGUACACUGUAGCUCUCUCCAAUCAUCUCUGUAAAGGAAUCGUCCAAAACGUUUGCAUGUGUGUUUAUUUUUAAUCUUUUUAAAAAUGAAUGCCACUCGUGUCCUCCUGUUUCAUUUGAAGCUUCCUAUAUCAGCUGGAUAGCUCAGCUUAUCAGAAAAGGUGGUGGAAACAGAGCCUGCAACCGUGGUACAGUCCAAAGUUAACAAAGUCCACCUAGCAGCACCAAUAAUACUCACUCAUUUCGAACACAACUGUUUCUCUGCUUUUCACAACUCUUUGAAAUCGUGCUCAUUAUUUUAUCCAUGAAUAGACACCAUUUUGUGUGUCUAGUUAUCGCUCCAAUUUUGUGCCUCAGAUUUAAUGGACCCAGCGUUUUUGAUUUUUAACCCUGAUAUUUGUGACAUAUUUUGAAUAUUAGUGAUAACAUUUGUUUAGCGUCUUUUCGUGAGGAGUUCAUUAAGGGAAAUUUCACAUGGACUUGUGCCUUUUUAUUUGCACUGACCAGGAACAUGUGCCUUAAAUGUGAAUGUAUUUGCACUGUGAAGAAACUUAUUAAAAAAAAAAUUAAAAAACCUUAAA
This is a messenger RNA of Paralichthys olivaceus (Japanese flounder), 3490 nucleotides long. It is a transcript of the gene gnsb, whose product is annotated as glucosamine (N-acetyl)-6-sulfatase (Sanfilippo disease IIID), b. Gene Ontology annotation, biological process: glycosaminoglycan metabolic process. The record is from RefSeq and is a predicted model, not a curated record. NCBI's taxonomy places the organism in Eukaryota, Metazoa, Chordata, Actinopteri, Pleuronectiformes, Paralichthyidae. Gene Ontology annotation, molecular function: N-acetylglucosamine-6-sulfatase activity; glycosaminoglycan binding.